Messenger RNA from Hylaeus volcanicus, 738 nucleotides. RefSeq lists its product as uncharacterized. The record is from RefSeq and is a predicted model, not a curated record. NCBI's taxonomy places the organism in Eukaryota, Metazoa, Arthropoda, Insecta, Hymenoptera, Colletidae. Gene Ontology annotation, biological process: Wnt signaling pathway. The coding region runs from base 38 to 673 and encodes 211 amino acids. The transcript is spliced from 3 exons.
UGAUGAUCGAUUCAUCGUACCAUUCGAGAUACCAAAGAUGGUGAACGAUAACAGUGACGACUCGACGAGUUCGGAGGACGAAAUAUCGAAGAACGCGUUAAAGGAAGCGACGGAUCAUCAAUUUUACAAAAAUACUUCUUUGUCUACAUCGAUAUCCAACAAUUCUCAGAAGACAAAUACACACGAUAAUUCUGUACGUACCAAAGAUUCCACAACUCUUAAAUCGUUAAGACAAAAUUUGGAGCGGAAGGAUCAAUUCGAAAACUUUGGAGUGAGUCCAUCGUUUCAGAAUUAUGUUGCUAAGAAACUUGACGAAGCAAUAGAGAAAUCGAUUAAACUAAAGAAUAAAAAGACAAAAAAUGGUCAUUGUACGAAUGACAAGGAAGCUGUAAGCAAUAGCAGCGGUAUAAAGUUGCUCAAUUCUUCUGUGGAUUUUCUAACGGAUAAAGAAGAGGUUGAAGAACCUCAAAAAAAGAGGAAAAUUCAAAUGAUAGAAGAUGAAACGAAUUUAGCAAAAUGUAAAGAAGUUGCUGUAGAUCCUGAAGCAAUCUUAGCGAAGGCAGAUACUAAAGUUUGGAAGUCCAAGCGAAAAGAACCUGAAUUUAAAUAUAAAAAACUAAAGAAUGGUACUUUAGUCGAAGAGACAGUCUCGUAUUUUAGUAACUUAGGUUAAGACUCUCUUACUAUUUUGCUCUAUAAAAGGAAUAUAAAUAAACAAUUUUAUAUGUAAACCACGAC